This is a messenger RNA of Mobula hypostoma (lesser devil ray), 643 nucleotides long. It is a transcript of the gene med19b, whose product is annotated as mediator complex subunit 19b. The record is from RefSeq and is a predicted model, not a curated record. Lineage: Eukaryota; Metazoa; Chordata; Chondrichthyes; Myliobatiformes; Myliobatidae. The transcript has 4 exons. Bases 1 to 387 code for a protein of 128 amino acids. Gene Ontology annotation, biological process: positive regulation of transcription by RNA polymerase II. Gene Ontology annotation, molecular function: transcription factor binding; transcription coregulator activity. Gene Ontology annotation, cellular component: mediator complex.
AUGAUCGACCUGCCCUGUACACAGGACAACAGCAGCCUGCGCUCCCUCAUCGAGAAGCCCCCGAUCUGCGGCAACUCCUUCACGCUGCUGACAGGAACUCUGCUCACCGGCUUCCGUCUGCACACUGGUCCGCUACCUGAGCAAUACCGGCUGAUGCACCUGCAGCCCCCCCGCAAGAAGAACCGUCACCGCCACAGGCACAGCCGCGCCCAGGACCCCGUGCCCCCAGAGACGCCGUCGGACUCGGACCACAAGAAGAAGAAAAAGAAGAAAGACGACGAUCCCGACCGGAAAAAGAAGAAGAAGGAGAAGAAGAAGAAGAAGAACCGUCACAGCCCCGAUCACCCAGCACUGAGCACGGCACAGACUGGCAGCAGCCUGCGGUAGUGGGGGGGUGAGCCUGACCCAGUGACCCUUCACCUUCCUCCCCCCCCCCACAACAUUGCCACAGUCUCCCAGGGGACACCGGUGGGCAGAGGCUCCCAGGAGCGGAGCCAGUGGAUCCGGGACACUGUGUGGACCCGCUCUCCAGCAGGGAAGGCCCGGGCUGGCGCUGGUAUCGCCCCCUCUCCUGCGCGGCACCGUCCCGCCCCGCCUCGUCUUGUUUACAGUGUGCAAUAAAACGCUUUCUGUUCCUCCGUGA